This is a messenger RNA of Musa acuminata subsp. malaccensis (wild Malaysian banana), 396 nucleotides long. The record is from RefSeq and is a predicted model, not a curated record. NCBI's taxonomy places the organism in Eukaryota, Viridiplantae, Streptophyta, Magnoliopsida, Zingiberales, Musaceae.
AUGGAGAAGAAUGCUACAGCCAACUCUACCAGGAACAGCAAGGAUAAGGAGAAGAAGCCAUGGAUGUACAGCCAACUACGAAGAGGGGGCUUCACAUGGCCUUCGAGGACGUAUUGCUGUAGCUUCUGCAGGAGGGAGUUCAAGUCAGCUCAGGCUCUCGGGGGUCACAUGAACGUCCACAGAGGGGACAAAGCCAGACCGAGGCAAUCCCCACCCUCUAAUCCUAAGCUUGGAAGUAAAGCUGUUCCUUGUAGCAACGAUGCAUUUUCCUCCAUGAUUUCUCCUUCGAUACAUCUCUCUUGCUCACCACCUCUGGCCUCAAGUGUUGAUGACUUGAAGACCAUGGAAGAAGACAGGGGAAAUGAGGUCCUAAAGACGAGCAAAGGCAGGAGGUAG